UACAGGUUGGCUCCUGAAUCUUCAUCUAAUCUUUCCCACCAAUCCAUCUUUUUCAAAUCCUUAAAAACCCUAAAUCUACUUUCCAUUCAUGUCUCCUCUGUGAUAACUAAACUUCCCAAACACCCUUCUUUUCCCCCAAGAAGAUGAAAAUGGCAAGAAACAGAGCGCUGCUACUCCCAAUCUUGCAGAAGGUCUCAACUGCUCUCACCACCAAAAUAAGAAGAAAACCCAUCAUCCUAAAACUCUCAUUCCUCAAGAAAUCCUCGAGAAAGCUCAAGAGAUUUCAGCUAUUCAACAAUGGCUUCCUUCGUGACUACCAGUUAUCUCCUCUCAUUCACAAAACCCAGUUGCAGAACAGAGGAGGAAGACGAGGAAGAGCGAGAAGAAGGACGGUUGGAGAGGCUUACUCGGCGUUGUUUCUUUGUAGGUGUUUGGGCGGAAUAAGGAGAGGUAAAGGGGAUGAGAGAUCGGAUCGGGUGGUGCAGAGUCUGCCGGGCACCGUUGAAGGUGGUGUAAGUUCAGGGGAGUGUUUGGAACCGUUGGAUUAUUUUGAUGAAGAUGAAGAUAAUGAUGAUGAUGGAUCGAUUGAUGAAAGAGCUGAGAAGUUCAUCGAGUGGUUUUACGAAGAGAUGAGGCUGCAAAGGCAGGAAUCUAUUUAG
This is a messenger RNA of Carica papaya (papaya), 659 nucleotides long. Its product is annotated as cotton fiber protein. NCBI's taxonomy places the organism in Eukaryota, Viridiplantae, Streptophyta, Magnoliopsida, Brassicales, Caricaceae. The record is from RefSeq and is a predicted model, not a curated record.